Molecule: messenger RNA, 3941 nt
Organism: Hemicordylus capensis (graceful crag lizard)
Lineage: Eukaryota; Metazoa; Chordata; Lepidosauria; Squamata; Cordylidae
Gene: GDE1
Product: glycerophosphodiester phosphodiesterase 1
Exons: 6
Coding region: 1580-2386 (268 amino acids)
Biological process (GO): lipid metabolic process
Molecular function (GO): phosphoric diester hydrolase activity
Source: RefSeq, a predicted model, not a curated record
CAAGGCAGACCCUGCUUAGUAAAGCUCACUACCACGAGGCCAGCCCUCCUCUCCCCGAGACCUGUAACCCCCUUAAUUCACCCCGCACCAUAUGCAAGGCUUUAAAGUAGGCCCCAGGGCUUUUCAUAUCCCCCUGGUUAAUGAUGGUUGAUUUUUGGAUGCAUUACCUGGAGUGCAAUUCUGUGUCCACUUCCUCAGCCUGGAUCCCAUUGGCUUUUAACAGGAUCGAAGCAACCCAGCUGUGAGCAUGGUUGCAGCCCAAGUGUGAUAGCAACGCAUAACCACCUGGAAGAAGGGAGCCUUCUGGUGCCUUGUACUGAAUGGAACAUAGAAAGCUGCCAUAUACUCAGUCAGCCCAUUGGUCUCUCUCGCUCAGUAUUGUCUUCACAGACUGGCAACUUGGCACUGGAAGACACCCUGGAGGAUGUUAACUUUCUUAAUGUUGAAACGGCAGACUGGUAAACAGACUGAAGCUAGCAACUGCAAUUAAAGGAGAGAUAAACAAAGGGACGAUUACCUCCACUUGCUUUACAAAUGGGAGUGAUUAAAGUAUUGGCACACUAUAGGGACAUGUAGAUCAGUUAAACAGCAGCAGCAGCAAACUAGCAGGGGAGAUGACCUACAAAUAUCUGUGAAUCAUUAAUGGUAAAUUUAGUGACCUUCCUUUGCCCAAGACGAUCCACAGCAAACCUGGUAAGGAGGGAAAUGAUGACAUUACUGUUUAUGCUUCUGUCAGUUUCUAAUCUGCUUGACAAAUCCAAUGCUACAAUUUCCUUUCUUUAUCUCCGAGUGGGGUAUAGAUAGCCUCUCACUGUUUGCUCUUACAAAAUUUAUUGUCUCCUUCAAAGUUCCCAUGGUCUGCAUGGAACUUCAGACACAAAACAGCCAAUUUCUGUUUCAGCACGUUCCUGAUUUCAACAACCGUUACUAAGUCUCAUCGAUGAAUUCAGCUUUUUCUUAAGGCUGCACAAUUGGCCAGGAACAUCUCCUGCACAGCCCAAUUAAUUUUGGCAGAGACUGCUCAAGAAUAGUGUGGCAGGUAUCUAAAAUGUUUGAAUCACAUGGAUCAUCUGAAGUUUGGAGAAAGAGAAGUGUCAGUUAUACUCCACAUACGCCUCCCCACACCCCAGCCAAGACUUUAAAGUACCCCUGGCUGAAAAUCUCGGGGGUAGGAUAGGACAUGCUGCUGGAGGAGUGUGGCAACUAACAGAAUUUAGGAUGCAGUGAGACAAGAGAGGAAAAGCAUUGCUGCUUGUGAACUGGGGUGCUGGAGAAGACUUUUGAGGAUGCCAUGGACAGCCAGGAAAACAAACCAAUGGGUCAUGGAACAAAUCCAUCCAGAAUUCUCACUCAAAGCACAAAUGACCAGGCUCAAACUAUCCUAUUUUGGACACAUGAUGUGAAGACCACCCAGCUCCCUUGAGAAAGGAGUCCAUCAUGCUGGGGAGAGUGGAAGGAAAGAGAAGAAGAGGACGACCAGCAGCAAGGGGGAUGGGCUCGAUGACGACAGCAACGGAUGCACCACUGAGAGACCUGAAAGGCCACGUUGCAGACAGAUCAUCCUGGAGAGGAUCUAUCUAUGUGGUCGCUAAGAGUCAACACAGUCUUGACAGCACUUAAUCAAUCAGAGUACCUGGAGCUGCAAUACUUGGCAGCUGAGAAUGGCGCAACAGGUGUGGAGCUUGACCUCGAAUUCACCGCUGAUGGCUACCCUAUCUUGAUGCAUGAUGACACAGUAGACAGGACCACUGAUGGGUCUGGAAGCUUGCGUGAAUUGACCUUUGCUGAGGUUAGGAGAUUUAAUCCAGCUGCUAAACACAGAUUAUGGAGAGAUUACCGUGGGGAGAAAGUGCCGACGCUGAAAGAAGCCGUCGUGGAAAGUAUGCAUUACAACCUCAUCAUCUACUUUGAUGUCAAGGGCAAUGCAGAUAAGGCAGUCACAGCCCUCAGACACCUCUACCUAGAAUAUCCUCGGCUGUACAACACCAGCAUUGUAUGUUCUUUUAUGCCAGAUGUGGUCUAUAAGAUGAGGCAAGCCGACAAGAACGUGGUCACAGCUCUGACCCACAGACCGUGGAGCUUCAGCCACCUGGGAGAUGGGACCCCUCGCUACAAGUCCCUCUGGAGACACUAUUUAGCCCUGGUGAUGGACGUCAUCUUGGACUGGAGCAUGCACAAUUUCCUGUGGCAGUUAUGUGGCACUUCCAUUUUUCUGGUGCAGAAAAAUUUCGUUUCACAGGACUACGUGCGGCAGUGGACUGCCAAAGGAGUGCAUGUGGUGGCUUGGACAGUCAACACCUUUGCAGAAAAGAUGUACUAUGAAAACGUCCUCCAGACCAGCUACAUCACCGACAGCUUCCUCGAGGACUGUGACCCUCACUACUAGUUUCCAGCCUUUCCUGGACUUCUCUGGGUUUGCUGCGUUAGGCAGCUUGAAUGUCAUUGGGAAUGGAAUGUCAAGGGUGCAUUUGAUCACGGGCGCACUGCAUGAUCCAAGGGCCAGUUGGAUCGGAAUGUCUCACGGUGCUGGUCAGAGACUCAAAUUCUUGAUCCAGAAGAAGAAGAAAUGGGUGUGCAGCCUAUAAGUACAGACUGAAUAGAGUUAACUGACUUGGUGACAAUCUAUAUGCCUAAGAUUUACACUUUUUGUGUAGAACUAAGUCUUGCAGUUAAGCCUUCUGAUAUCACUGGCAUGACUUGGAACCCAUUAAUCAAACUGUGCUUACAGAAGGAGUAGCAUAGGUGCUUGCCAUGGCAGUCCAGGACCAGGCCUGAAGACAGCAGCAUCCUUUCCGAGGGGCACAUGCAGUCAUUAAGGGACAUGUGCUCAGAUUCAAGACAGGGAAACAGUCUGAGAAAAUGCAACAGGCUGGAUUAAAAUGUAGGGGUGGUGAGGGGGUAUUUUGCAGGCACACGUGGGGAGCAGCUGAUAGCAGGGAAGACCACCAGAUGCAGCUCUUCUACAAACCCAUUCCAAAGUCCAGUUUGGUACUUGUGCUGCAUCUUUUUGAAGCAAUCCUAUACACAUGCAGAUCUAUAUUGAAAAUUGUCGCCCAUGCAGUGCUUUCAGGGGUUGCUCUUAUGAGCAUGAUCAGAGAGUGGGUUUUGUGGCAAUCAGGUCCUGUCUGCAGAUUUAUUCUUAAUAAAUGUAUGAGAAUGACCAAUUCCAAAGUAACUUUUUCAUCGGCACUCAGGAUUACUAAAAAAAACCAAAACCCCCAAAACUAUGCUGUGAGCAUUAUAUGCUACAACAGCAGAGCCUGUAGUUAUGAAGCUUUCUGUAUCGCUGCUCCAAAACAGGAAACAGGCAAAAAGGAAAUAACUUUACCAUUUAUGGCAGGAGACAUAGGGAAUAAAAUAUCUGACAGAAAAGGUGCAGAAAACAUGAGCACCUGAAGUAAAUCCAGAGCAGACAUUUUAAAAAGCAUAAGUACCAGAACAAAUCUUAGACACACUCUGUAAAAAAUUAACUUUUUAAAAAGGAAGAAACCAGUGCAGUAAGUGUCUCAUGCAGCUGAGCAGAGCGAAACCCCCUGAUUUAGAUAGAUGCAAUCAUGAGUCUGGCAACUAGGCACCCAACAAGCCCUCUUGUUUGCAGUUCAAAUUGCUAGUUUGGCUGGGGGCAGAGACUGGGCCAGCUGGGGGUUGAAAUGGCCACUAAUAAGCAGGCCCUUGUCAGCUGCAUAACCCGUACAGCUGCAAAUUCUCAGAUAAAAUACGCCUCUGUUUACAAAGCAUUACAACUUGUUUUGCAAAUGAUGUAACCUCAGCAGUUGUUCCAUAAACGGUUUAAAACUGAAGAGCAAUUAAGUAAGGAAUGUUAUUGUACCUAUUUUGCCAUUGUGACACAACACGCACGAGUUGGUUUUAUCAUUGUAUAAUUUCUGUUUUAAAAAAAAUACUCUGAUUGGAACAGCAAAAAUAAAGAAGUUCAGGUAGAA